Paralichthys olivaceus (Japanese flounder) is the source of this 2891-nucleotide messenger RNA. Lineage: Eukaryota; Metazoa; Chordata; Actinopteri; Pleuronectiformes; Paralichthyidae. The record is from RefSeq and is a predicted model, not a curated record.
AUCAUGUUACUACAUCCCUAAGAAGAGAGGAGAGGUAGGCUUAAAACUAGAACAGACAGUACAAAGAUCCCUGUUGCAGAGGUUCAGAAAGAUGUCAAACUCCUGUGGUCUGCUCACUAUCCAGAAAGAACCAGUUCCCCUGAAGAGCAUUGAGGUGGAGCUGGAGGUGAGGGACCAUGUGGCGACAGUGGUCUCUACUCUGAACUACGAGAACAAGGAGGACAAACCUCUGGAGGCUGUUUUUGUCUUCCCUCUGCCUGGAGACGCUGCUGUCUGUCACUUCAGUGCUCAGAUUGGACAGACACAGAUUAUAGCUGUGGUUAAGGAGAAACAGCAGGCUCAUGAGGAGUAUGAUGAUGCGCUGAGCUCCGGUCAGCAGGCCUUCCUGUUAGAGGAGAGCGAGCAGAGUCCAGAUAUAUUCACUCUGARUGUGGGCAGUCUGCCUCCAGGAGASWGCGCCUCCRUCAGGCUGGAGUACGUCACUGAGCUGGCUGUGCAGGCGGAUGACGGGCUGAGGUUUUGUCUGCCUGCUGUGCUCAACCCUCGCUACCAACCUCAAGGUAGUGAAGGUGCCAGUGUGCAGGUGACCUCUGUUCCAGCCUCUCUGGUUCCCUACAGUCUGUCUUUUUCUGUCCGAGUGUCGUCUCCUCGUCCAGUCUCUAAACUUUUUGUCUUCACUGACGGAGAGGUGUGCAAYACCAAAGAAGUGAUCAAUCUGGUGAAGAAGAAUUCAGGUUCCCACAGGUGUUUCUCUUUUGGCAUCGGGGAAGGGGCCAGCUCUGCUCUUAUCAAUGGGUUGGCCAAGGAAGGAGGAGGUCAUGCUCAGUUCAUCACAGGAAGUGACAAGAUGCAACCCAAAGUGAUGCAGUCGUUGAGAUUUGCUCUGCAUCCAGCAAUGGAGGACAUCUCGGUCACAUGGGAUUUGCCAAAGGGAGUGUCUGUCACUGUUCUCUCUCCACCAAUCACAGCAAUUUUCCAGGGUCAGAGGACACUGAUUUAUGCACAGCUCACUGGACUGAGUUCAGAAGUAGCAGAGGGCUGUGUGACGAUGCAGUAUAGCCUUGAAGGUCAUCCCUCUCAGAACCAGCUCCACUUCACUCUCAAACCUGCAGAGGACACUGGAUUAACCAUCCACAGGCUGGGUGCUCGGACUCUGAUUUGCUCCCUGGAGAUGGAGGAGAGAUAUGGGGAGGGAAAUGAGAAGGUGGUGGAGCUCAGUGUCCAUUCGGGAGUGAGCAGUUCAUACACGGCCUUCAUUGUUGUCAACAAAGGCAACGGCGAGCCGAUUAGAGGACCUCUGUUGUGCAGGCAUAUCCCAACACUUGAUAUUUUUCUCAAAUCUGGUUUGAUGAGUUUCUAUGAGGAGGAUCCAUGGAGCAGCAUCAUAGGAAAGUCUGUGAAGAAGAAAGUCAAAUCAGUUUUCAGCAGAAUUGGCAAAUACUUCAAGAGUGUCUCACCUCAGAGCGACAGGAAGCAAACAAGUGCAGAAACCUUUGCAUGCAGUGAUGCUGUCAUUGAGCCAGAGCAGCCACCACCCAGAGACCCUUUGCUGCAGCUGGUCUCCCUGCAGAAGGCCUCUGGCUGCUGGCUGCUUGAUCCCGCUCUGGCUGCUGCUGUGGGAAAGACCAGCGACGAGGUGGAGAACACAAAGCCUCCAUCGGUGAACCAGGAAGUGUGGGCCACCAUUCUGGCUCUGAUCUGGCUUCAUGGUUUCAAGAUGGAUGCCAAGCAAGAGUGGGAGCUUCUGGCUAUGAAGGCUGUGUCCUGGCUCCGUGCUCAGAGUGCAUGUGAAGCAGAGUGUGUGGAAGCUGGAAACACACUGUUGGGUUGUGAGGUGCAGAGAAACGUCCUGGGGCUCUGAAGUUACAAUUGAACUGACUAUGCCUUAUUAUUCUUUGUUGAAUUUGCACAGCAUAUGAAAUCAUUCUUGCUUUUUCAGCCAUUUAAUGUUUUAAUUGGAAACUGUUUUCACUUAAACCAAUUAAACUUGGAUCUUUGGACAAAGUGAAAAUAAAUAGCUCAGUCGUGCAGAACUUCAAAAAAACAUGUUGCACCUUUUUCAAGCACUGUACCCAUAUCAUAUAAAUGGGUGAGUACCAAAUUGUUGUUUUUCUUGUUGUUCUAAUCCAAAUUGAAUGACUCUCUGAAAACACUUCCAGUUUACAGUGCACAACAUUUACCGGCCUCCACAUUUCAAAAUCCACAUGGGUCUAAACUUUACUGUCUGUCAUGUGUACUCUGUUUUAAUUACAGCUGUUUUAUUUGGAUCUUAACUUUUGUUCGCUCGAUGUGAAACAAACACUAUCAUCUGCAUAUUCGGUUUAUCUGCUGCCUGCUGAUCAUUGCUUCUGUGUGUGAGAAAAUAAGGAGGAUGGUGCCUACACUUUGUAGUAUCUGUAUUUGGCCACCAGGAGACAGCAAAAGAGCUUUUCUCAUCAAAUUUGAAAACAUAUAAUUUAAUAAAUAAGGACAUUUUUUGGUACCAUUAAGAAUAAAUCAUUGUAAUAAUUAUCUUCAACAAUGUGAAAAUGUACCUUUAAAUAUCCAUUCUCUGUCUUUCAGCUUAUUCACUAAUGUUUUGUUAGUAAAUAUUUUGACGGUUCAGUAUUUGGAUAAGUGUUGCUUCUGUAAGUUUAUUGAUAUUUAAGUAUUGUCAUUCUACUUUCUUUUCAAAAGUGGAGCUGGGCUGAUCUUCAUCCCCAGCAACUGACAGUAAUUAACUGGUCAGAUGCAUUUUUUCACACACACAUACAUAUUGUGUGAGACAAUAUCAUCAGAUGUCCUCCUUCUGUUUUCUACCUAAUCAAAUAAUAAGAAUGUUUUUCUUUUAUGUCAUAUAUAAAGAGGCGCUGAGACUGUUCAAACUCAUUAAAUAGUAUUUUCUCUUUGUC